GUUUGCUGAUGUCAAGAAGAGGAAAAACCCAACUUCCUCAUCGCACCGGCUCAAAACUCAAAUAGAAGCUCCUCGUCUCCUCAGUCAUCAGCUGUGAGCUCUAAGUGCACCUAAACCACGACGAGAAGACCACCAAGGGCUGAACAAGGAAGGUGUUUCAAGGUAACUAACACAUCACAGCUGACGUUUUAUCAAGCAGGAAGAACAUGAUCAGUCUUUUCAGGCCAAGGAGAGAUGAAUACUGAAGUUACUUCCUUCUCAGCUGUACACCCCUGGAGCAAAAACACAUACGUCUCCUCUCUGAACCACUUAGACUCUGACACCUCUGCAUGGAUCUUCCCUUCACUCCUCACAGCUCUAAACUCCUCCAGUCUCCCCUGUGAGCGAAUGUAUCCCAGUGAAGCCGACCCCUCCUCAGACCCCCAGCACCUGGAGGCCCAGCUGGACUUCUUCCACAAGCUUGGGUACUCCACCGCUCAGGUCCAGGCCAUUCAGCAGAAGUUCGGCCCCAGCGUGGACACGGAUAAAGUCCUCGGCGAGCUGGUUCGGAUUGGGGCAAGUCGGGAGGUCAAGCAGGUGCCGGUGACUACCAUGUCUGUUCUGGUGCCCAAAGGGGACACGCAGGCUGGAGGUCUGACAAUGCUGCUUCCCCUUACUGCAUCGUCUCCUAAGAGAGAGGAGAGCGGAGAGGAUGAAGACGCUCUGAGACCCAUUGUUAUAGACGGGAGCAACGUGGCCAUGAGCCAUGGGAACAAGGAAGUUUUCUCCUGUCUGGGAAUCCAGCUGGCGGUAAAUUUCUUUCUGGAAAGAGGCCACAAUGAAAUCACCGUGUUUGUUCCCUCUUGGAGGAAGGAGCAGCCCAGACCAGACGUUCCAAUCACAGAUCAGCACAUUCUGCGAGAGCUGGAGAAGAAGAAGAUUCUGGUCUUCACUCCAUCACGCCGAGUCGCAGGUAAACGCGUGGUCUGUAAUGACGACUGCUUCAUCGUCAAGGAGGCCUACGAGUCCGACGGCAUCAUCGUGUCCAACGACAUGUACCGGGACCUGCAGGUUGAAAAGCCAAUCUGGAAGCGCUUCAUUGAGGAGAGGCUGCUUAUGUACUCCUUCGUCAAUAACAAGUUUAUGCCUCCGGAUGAUCCUCUGGGCCGACAUGGACCAACACUGGAGAACUUCUUACGGAGGUUUCCAAAGAACCAGAAAAGAAAGCCAUGCCCUUAUGGGAAGAAAUGCACGUAUGGAAUCAAAUGUAAAUUUCACCACCCUGAGCGAGCCAACCAGUCCAACCGCUCUGUUGCUGACGAGCUUCGGGACUUAGCUAAGCAACCCUCCACUGCCCCGAAACAAUCCUUGCUUCGUCACAGUCCUGUUCCUGGACAGAGCCUCUUGUUGUUGGAGACCAUGGCAAAGAAACUGACUUUGGAAGAUCAUAAACCUGAAAAUUUACCUCCGAUGAAGGGGAGUCAUCGUUCUGGCAAGAGGACCACAUCUAGGAAGGAAAAGACCAGCCAUAAGUCGUCUUCUGAUCAGGGCUCUUUAGGGCACAGUGGGUCUCAUGAGAAGCUGGACUCUGGUUUAGGCUCUAUAGACAGUCAGCAAAUGGAGGCUCCAUGGAGUAUUUGUGAUAACAAGUAUGGAAGCCCUCAGCAUACCCACGGUGUAAGACAGCCGCACUGUGCACCCUGCAGCUGCUGCUCUCAUGGCCCUGACCCUCGGGGGACCACACAAACUUUCCAGCACCACAACCAGCACUACAGCUCAGAUAUGAUCCCCUAUGGUCCGCCUCCUUAUGCCAGCUAUGGUCCUUACCCAGUCAGCAUGCCUACAGAUUACCAGCACAGCAGAGUCCGUGGCCAACAGCAGCAGUACUGGUCAGAUCCGUUCGGGGCUCAUCCUGCGAUGGAUUGUAAGCUGCCAGGGAAGCGCUCACACUGGGAGCAUCCUCAGGGGAAACAACCGCAUCCCAGGGACACUUGUGAUGAGAGGGAAGUCGUCCGUAAGAAGCUCCUUGCUAUCUUCAGUGCCCACUUGGUGGACAAGGCCAUGGACAUGUUUCCUCAGCAGAUGGAUCCACAGAAACUGGUCGCUGAGAUCCUCGUCCUGCAGAGUCAGGACAGGUCGCUGAGAUGAAAUGUAGUCCAGGACCAGUCUGAACCCACGUCUUUCAGUAGAAAGACUACAAAGACAAACAUGUGUUAGUGUUGUUUUGUAACGUGGUAUCCACCUUGAUUAUUAAGUGCUUUUUGAAUGCUGCGGGACGUAUAGCAGUCACCAACUUCACAUUACGUCCAUUUUUCUCCAGUGCUACGUUUAGGGUAGGAAGUUCAAAGUCUUUUAAACUGCUCUUCUUCAGGUUAUGUGACCUAGAUAACCAUAAAGGUUGUUUCUCAAUUCAGUACUUGUCAGUAGGUCAGCAACUAAGACAGAUACUGGAAUCCUAGUAGAAGUCUUUUCAAUAUCUUAUAAAUCAGGUUGUCUUAAAAUGAUACUGUCAGAUACCCUUGUUAUUAUUCUUCUUCAGCGAGGAACGUAGCACUCAAACAUUUUACUAGCCUCUAAGCUUCCCACCUUGAUCGUGAUGUCAGAGGAAAAUGGCCGUUGUGUGAUUGUGUUCAAUUAUAAAUUACCUCAAUGAACUUAAUUGAAUAAGCGGCAGCACAUGCGUUUGAUACAAAUUGUGUCUUUAUUUAAAAUAUAAAACAAAGGUGGAUUUUAAAACCACAAAUUUGAAUUGAAGGGGUAACACCUUGAUGCUCAUUAGAUACAGGCACUGUCUUAAUUUAUCAGGUGCAGUCUUAAACAAUCCAACACGACAGUUCAUUCGUAAAACCUGUUUUAUGAUGUCUAUAAUGCUCACUUUUAUUUGAGGCUGCCAUAGAGAUAAUAAUUUAAUUGUAUGUUAUUUGUUUUUGUUAAGAGGAGUUGAAUGCCUUGUAUAAAAAGUCUUUGUGUCAUAUUGGCACUGUGCACGGCUCUCGACGCCAAGUGUUGUGAAGGUGUGGGUGCAUGGAUGCAUCAGCCCUUCAUCGAACUGUCACAAUGAAUGAGUUAUGGUGAUGAGGACUUCAUUAACACCAUCACUUCCUGUGAUUAAGAACUCAAAAAAUAAGAAUAGAAACUUCAAAAUGGUUGUAUAAUGGUUUAUAUUUCCAGUAUUGUUCAUGUUAUGUGUUGCUGCAAUAUUUUUUGAUACUUAUCCAUAUUGUGAUAAGUUUGAAUGAAAUAAGAUGUUCGGUAAAAGCUUGGAAGACACCCAAGAUGAAAACAGAGCUGUCAGCAAAACAAUGCUUUAGUAUUUAUUUAUUUACAUAAGAGCAUGUUAACUGAAGGUUAACUGGGCAUUAAAAACCUAUAUUGUUUGUAUUCAGUGUUGUGUAACAUAAUGAAUGUCAUUAAUGAGAAAUAAAAAUAAAUACUUUUCAUUUA
Messenger RNA from Notolabrus celidotus (New Zealand spotty), 3423 nucleotides. RefSeq lists its product as uncharacterized. Bases 235 to 2127 code for a protein of 630 amino acids. Lineage: Eukaryota; Metazoa; Chordata; Actinopteri; Labriformes; Labridae. Gene Ontology annotation, biological process: nuclear-transcribed mRNA catabolic process, RNase MRP-dependent; 3'-UTR-mediated mRNA destabilization. The record is from RefSeq and is a predicted model, not a curated record. Gene Ontology annotation, cellular component: nucleus; cytoplasmic ribonucleoprotein granule. The transcript has 6 exons. Gene Ontology annotation, molecular function: mRNA binding; RNA endonuclease activity; metal ion binding.